Stomoxys calcitrans (stable fly) is the source of this 961-nucleotide messenger RNA. RefSeq names its product alpha-endosulfine (gene endos). Gene Ontology annotation, molecular function: protein phosphatase inhibitor activity. Gene Ontology annotation, cellular component: cytoplasm. Bases 252 to 605 code for a protein of 117 amino acids. The transcript has 4 exons. The record is from RefSeq and is a predicted model, not a curated record. NCBI's taxonomy places the organism in Eukaryota, Metazoa, Arthropoda, Insecta, Diptera, Muscidae.
CCAUAGUAUCUCAUCGGCUUUAGGUGAAAAUUGCAAACUAGAGAAAUAAUUGAGAUAUUGUUCAGAAAAUUUUGAUUGUAGACGAAAAUUCUCUUUAGUUCAUUGUAUGCAAGAAUAGUCUAUCAACUUUUUGGAUCCAGUUUUUGCAAAUUACGUUGUUUUAUUAAAAAGAUUAAAUAAGUAAUUGGAGCGGAAAUUUUCCACAAAACUUGCUGAACUGAUUAUUUUUCUUAAGAUUUUUUUUAAUAAAAAUGAGUUCGACUGAAGAAACCAGCAGCCAAGCUACAACACCACAAGAUGGCCCCGAAGAUCAGUCAAAUCCCCGAGAAUUGGAAAAAAUCGAAGAGGAGAAAUUGAAAUCGAAAUAUCCUGUGGGCCUUCGAGGUCCUGGUGGUCAUACCGCAUUUUUGCAAAAGAGACUACAAAAGGGGCAAAAAUAUUUUGAUUCAGGUGACUAUCAGAUGGCCAAACAGAAAGGAGGUGGCAUUAAGCAGGUCUUUGCCAAUAAAAAUACAACCGGUGAAGCCAUCCCAACACCGGAAACCGUGCCAGCGCGUAAAACUUCAAUUAUUCAGCCUUGUAACAAAUUUCCAGCGACGAGUUAAGUUAGUUUUCCUCCUCCUACUUACCCCUGCAUAAAAAUCUAUCCUCCUAUUACUUACCACAAACUUAUUAUUAUUAUGCUAUUUAAUAAUUUUAAAUACGAUUAUCCAUUCUGAAAAUACUUUCAAAUCCUGGGAUACAUUUUUUGUUGGAAAAUGAUUACACUUUUGCUUAUUAUAACAUGGAAAUGUAACCAAUAAUCUCCCAAGAAAACAAAAUACCAGAAAGCAAUCUUGAAGCUGUACUAUGGUCUAAUAACAAAAAAAAAAAAAAAAACAAUUAGCUUCUCAUCAAGUACACUAUAUUGAUUAUUAUAAAAUACAAAUAAAAUCUUAUUUUCUUUUAUUUCUUACCCUUA